This is a messenger RNA of Episyrphus balteatus (marmalade hoverfly), 921 nucleotides long. Its product is annotated as stromelysin-2-like. The transcript has 5 exons. Lineage: Eukaryota; Metazoa; Arthropoda; Insecta; Diptera; Syrphidae. The record is from RefSeq and is a predicted model, not a curated record. Bases 46 to 921 code for a protein of 291 amino acids. Gene Ontology annotation, cellular component: extracellular matrix. Gene Ontology annotation, molecular function: zinc ion binding; metalloendopeptidase activity. Gene Ontology annotation, biological process: extracellular matrix organization; collagen catabolic process; proteolysis.
GGACACUACACUGAACCAAAAAGAUAAAUUCAAGUGAAAUUCAAAAUGUCCUGCCGAAAUGUGUUCAUUAUUUUGACUACGUUGCUUUUAUCAACAGUUGUUUUAAUACACUCUGCACCAGUUCAAUCAUCAUCUCAAGCUCAGAUGUACCUUUCAAAAUUCGGAUAUCUUCCCGAAACAAGCUCAGGAAAUUUACAAAUGAUACAUGAAAACACUAUGAUUCAAGCUAUUCAGAAUUUUCAAGAAUUCGCCGGAUUGGAUGUGACCGGUCAGUUGGAUAGUAAGACAUUGGAAUUAAUGUCCCUGCCAAGAUGUGGUGUUAAAGAUAAACGCGCUAAUAGCCGAUCAGAACGAUCUUUUGGUACUGCUUGGAGAAAAAAGGAUUUAACCUACAGAAUCUCAAGAUAUACCAGACGAAUGGAUCGCAAUAAUGUUGAUGCAGAAAUUGCUAGAGCUUUUAGUGUUUGGAGUGAACAUACUGAUCUCAGUUUUACAGCCAAGAGAAAUGGACCAGUUGAUAUUGAUAUUACGUUUCUGGAAGGUGAACAUGGUGAUGGAAAUCCAUUUGAUGGUACUGGUGGUACAUUGGCUCAUGCAUAUUCCCCCGAAUAUGGUGAUGCUCAUUUUGAUGAUGCUGAACAUUGGUCAAUUAAUUCUCCUCGCGGUACAAAUUUGUUCCAAGUGGCAGCUCAUGAAUUUGGUCAUUCUCUUGGACUGGAUCAUUCUUCGGUACAAGAAGCUUUAAUGGCUCCAUACUAUCGUCGAUAUGAACCAUAUUUUCGACUACAUUCGAGUGAUAUAACGGAAAUUCAAGAACUUUAUGGAAGGAAAUCUAUUCAAGAAGACUCAAACAAUGGUCGUUCUGAAGAGCCUACUUCACACCAUCACCAUCAUAACGACGAUGAAGGUAAAAGUUUUUGA